AUGUCUCUCCAAUCGCCCCGCUGCCUGCCGCAGCACCUCCCCAACUUUCACCCCAACUCCACCCCCGCGGGUACUACACACACCGUCUGCGUUCUGGGCACUGUCAGCGCGCUCAACGGCGACUCAGCGAAGAUUACCUGUGGCAGCCACGGAGACGUGACUCUCAUCCUCACUCCAGAUGACAACUUGCAGAUGGGAAAGCUUGUCGAGGUUGUAGGGAAAGUGACUGAUGUCGAGGGUGGGGUUGGACUCCGAGUCCUCGAGACAACGGACUGGGGUAACCCUGCGGAUUUGGAUUAUAAGAUCUACGAGCAUGUUGUCGAUGCUACACACCGCUUCAAGAAUAUCUUCUACGGCAACGAAUAA
Penicillium verhagenii is the source of this 366-nucleotide messenger RNA. Its product is annotated as putative ssDNA binding protein Ssb3. The transcript is spliced from 3 exons. Gene Ontology annotation, molecular function: single-stranded DNA binding; damaged DNA binding. Gene Ontology annotation, cellular component: site of double-strand break; DNA replication factor A complex; nucleus. The record is from RefSeq and is a predicted model, not a curated record. Gene Ontology annotation, biological process: double-strand break repair via homologous recombination; nucleotide-excision repair; DNA replication. NCBI's taxonomy places the organism in Eukaryota, Fungi, Ascomycota, Eurotiomycetes, Eurotiales, Aspergillaceae. Bases 1 to 366 code for a protein of 121 amino acids.